Messenger RNA from Tetrahymena thermophila SB210, 642 nucleotides. RefSeq lists its product as hypothetical. The record is from RefSeq and is a predicted model, not a curated record. NCBI's taxonomy places the organism in Eukaryota, Ciliophora, Oligohymenophorea, Hymenostomatida, Tetrahymenidae. The transcript has a single exon.
AUGCAUACAAUCAAAAUUGGUUAUGGAUAAGCAAUUUUUAAAGCAGUGACUUUUGGAGUAGUUAAUCUCACAAAAUACGGGGUUGUUUUUAAAGAUCCAAUAACUGGGAUAUCUGAUAUUUUAAAGAGUGGUAUGGAUUGUUUAAGAGAUUUUAAUGAAGGUGUGUGGACUGGGACAAGGGGUUUGAACGAAGGUAAUAUUGGUUUGUCAAGUGGCGUCUUGAGAUUGUUUAAUGCAGAUAUGAUUCAUUAGGCAGUUAGAAUAAAUGGAAUAUCAUAUUCUAUCACAAAUCAAAAAUAGGAUUAAAUCUAGGUAAAAGAAAUAUCUUAAAAUGAAACUGAAACUUAUGAUUGGAAAUAUCGAGGAAAGAGUAAGGUAAGUGAUUCUGAGAUGAAAAGUAUCAUAAAGGAUGUGAAUAAUUAUUCUGUAAGUUAUAAUUUAUUAUUAGCUAAUUGUCAAGAUGUUAGUGACUCUCUUUCAAAGUAUGCUAUGGGUUUAUAUGAUAAAUAUUUUUGCCUCUAUAUCAUUUUUCCAAAAAUGGAUUCUCUAUCUGAUGCAAUUUUUUAAGGAAUCGCAACAAGUGGAUAAGUCAAGACUGUGAUAAGAUUAUAUAAUGAUAUUGUGGCAAAAUUAUUCAAAUGA